Molecule: messenger RNA, 2997 nt
Organism: Hemibagrus wyckioides
Lineage: Eukaryota; Metazoa; Chordata; Actinopteri; Siluriformes; Bagridae
Gene: ubfd1
Product: ubiquitin family domain containing 1
Exons: 7
Coding region: 108-986 (292 amino acids)
Molecular function (GO): cadherin binding; RNA binding
Source: RefSeq, a predicted model, not a curated record
UUUCCAGAUUUUCAGAAACGCAGAAUCACGUACGGAAGCCGGCGCGGUUCAAGCCGUGACAGCGCGUUCUUUCCCAGCAGGCAUUCCUCAUAUUGUACACAAUCAUCAUGGCGGCUCAGGAUGGAAGUGAGGGAGUGGAAAUGGAAACCGAAGUCAGCCUGAAAGCAUCAGAAGACUCGUCUGACCAGGGAGGUAAGGGAGAUGCGGCAGAGGUCUCGGAACAAGCCGUCCUCGCCGACGGAGAAGACACCUCGACGUCUCAGGUCUCCGCUGUCAGUAAUGGAGACGACAGCGAGGAGGGGAAGGAGAUGGUGGAACUGAAAAUUAUUUGGAACAAGAACAAAUACGACCUUAAAAUACCUUUAGAUGGAACCGGAGCUAAGCUGAAAGAAAGAAUUCACACACUUACUGGUCUUCCACCCGCUAUGCAGAAGGUGAUGUACAAAGGACUGCUACCAGAGGACAAAACGCUGCGUGAAAUUAAAGUUACAAACGGUGCGAAAAUAAUGGUUGUGGGGUCUACGAUAAACGACGUACUGGCUGUAAAUACACCGAAGGAAGUAAUUCAACAAGAAGUCAAAGCUGAAGAAAACAAAAAAGAGCCCUUGUGCAGACAAAAGCAACAUAGAAAAGUGUUGGACAAAGGAAAACCUGAGGACAUUAUGCCGUCAAUAAAAGGAGCAAAGGAGCGUUUACCAACAGUGCCUUUAUCUGGAAUGUACAACAAAUCUGGCGGAAAAGUACGGCUCACUUUCAAACUGGAACAGGAUCAGCUGUGGAUUGGAACAAAGGAAAGGACAGAAAAAAUCCCAAUGGGGUCCAUUAAAAAUGUUGUGACCGAGCCAAUUGAAGGUCAUGAGGACUACCAUAUGAUGGCGUUUCAGCUGGGUCCGACGGAAGCUUCUCAAUACUGGGUUUACUGGGUGCCUGCACAGUAUGUUGAUGCAAUCAAAGACACAGUCCUCGGAAAGUGGCAGUAUUUUUAACGUGCCUCCUCAAUUGACACUGAGGAAUUGGGAUUUAGAGCAAAACAACAACCUUAACUGGACCCUGCGUAAUGAUUUGAGGAACUUUUUUUUUUUUUCAACCAUAUAAAAACUGAAGGAAUUCCGGCGGACAAUUUUUUUUUUCCUGGGUUUUAAGUGCACUAAAUGACAUAAUCGCAUUUUUUUUUUUCUUUCAACCCGUCUCACCUAUUUUUAAGCAACCCCAAGGAUAAACAAAGAAUUGUACAGAACUUACAAAUACAUGUGAAAGAAAUAAAAUAUUAUUUAAGGAAACCGAUUGAUGAACCAGGGAGAUUUUUAUCUUGUACUGUUUGUUGGUGUUCCAUCAUACAGUUCAAUCAAGCCAAAGUUCAUAACAACUCGUUGUACUGAGGGGAAUGCUUUUUGUUGCUCUUUGUUUAGAAAUACUUUGCCAUAUAAUGGUACCACACAUGAGUAAUAUUAAUUUAAAUACAUCGCUUUAAAAUAAUUGGACAGGAACCACAUUAAAAUGUGCUUAAUUUAAGUGAAGAAUUGAUGAUGUACAGUAUAUGUACCGGAGGUAAAUGAAAAAAUGGAAACACCAGAAAAAGCAUAAACAUGCCUUAAUUCAUUUCUUCUCGGAGAUAUCAGUUUAAUACAUAUUCAUAUAUAAAGUGCGAUUGUUAUUCAGCAUCUAAAUUAACAUGAGGGCGAUUUCAUAUUAAAAGAAAAACUGCAAAUGCACCGCACAUCAGAAGUGCAAAAGCUUCCUGAUGAGUAAAAGGAGAGCUGAAGACCUUCUGAAGGGCACGUGGAUGUGAAUGGACGCAAAUGACCGCAGGAAAUCCUUUCUUCUCUCACAUAUAGUAACGUUUAAUAUCUGCAUUGGAAUUUUCCAAACCUUGAAAGAAGUAAGUAGUUCUACGCUGUAUAUCAAAUUUGAGCUUUAAACGAAUCCUGAUCCAGUCCGGAUUGGUGAUAAAUAUACCCGAGGUGUUUCCAUUGUUUUGUUAGCGUCCUGUAUGUACCACUCUCUCAGCCACGAUGUGAAAUCUUUACCCUCUGUUCUUUCAUCCUCUGCAUUCUGCUGCCUGCCUAACAACCUCAUAUAGGCUGCGUGGAAGAGAAAAAAAAUGUUCAGUUUUUGUUUUUUUUUUUUGAUCACUUUACACGACAAGGUCACACUUGUGCAAUGUCAAUUAUGGUGCUAACCAGUAAUAAGCAUUUUAUUUUAUGAGUAAUUAAGAAUUAAGCAGGUCAACACAGAUAUCCUCAUGACAGUAUUUAAUUGAAACAGUAAUGUAUGUUGGACAGACACGAUGACCAUUUCUGUUCUAACACCAACAUGUGCCGCUCAUGGCAACUUGACAAAUCAGAUGGAUAAAUGCAGCCUGACUAUGACUGAUUAUGUAAAUAAAGAACACAAAUUAAUCCAAUCCUGUCUUCUGCCAUCCAAAAUGUAUGGGUCUGAACAGAACUAGAUAACUCGAUGCAAGGUUGUUGUUGUUUUUUUUCUCUUUUACUAUAAUAAAGUACGACCCCUAUGAUGACCGAUGAAUGGCUGUACAUAAUCAGGCACAUAAUCUGAGACAGGCAAUAAAAACUGUUUGUUUUCCAACCCUUUUACUUACACUAAAAUUUGCUGACUUUACCUUUUGAAUCAUUUACCAUCAUCUAUCCUUAUAUCAAGGUAAACAAAACCCUCCAUGAAUGUCCAAAUGGAUGUUAAGGCCAAGAAGAUGUUAUUCUUCAUCCCUGUGUGUCAUGAAAUUCAGUAAUGGUGAAGGAUAAAGCAGCCAGUGUGUGCGUCCUCGUGUGCAUGUGCAUGCAUGCAGAUAUCCUCCAGCAAAGUAGUGAUGUAUGACUGAGUAUUUGCAAUAAAUACCACCAUUAUCAGCAAUCACUCCCUUUCUCCUUCUCGCCUCAUGUCAGAUUGUAUGAAAAUGAGAAUGUAGAGCUGAAGAUGCUCUCCUGGCAUUAUUUUCUUUUUUGGUGUGUGUUGUGGCAUCUUUUCUUAUUCCUAUAUGUA